This is a messenger RNA of Racocetra persica, 199 nucleotides long. The record is from the annotation of a GenBank genome assembly. Lineage: Eukaryota; Fungi; Glomeromycota; Glomeromycetes; Diversisporales; Gigasporaceae.
CUUAGAACUCGGUAAAGUUUUUGUUACAAAAAAAUCAGGUGGAGAAGAAAUUUGUUUUCAAUUAUUGCAUAAUGAUAACUUUGAUAAAAAUGGUCAAUUAAAUACUAUUUCUUCUGUACCAUUAUCAAAUGACCGAAAAAAAUAUUUAUAUACGAAAAUUCGUCAACACGUUGAUGACACUUAUAAAGACAUUCUUUGA